This is a messenger RNA of Cynoglossus semilaevis (tongue sole), 2997 nucleotides long. It is a transcript of the gene snx33, whose product is annotated as sorting nexin 33. The record is from RefSeq and is a predicted model, not a curated record. The transcript is spliced from 2 exons. NCBI's taxonomy places the organism in Eukaryota, Metazoa, Chordata, Actinopteri, Pleuronectiformes, Cynoglossidae. Gene Ontology annotation, molecular function: phosphatidylinositol binding; protein binding. Bases 985 to 2670 code for a protein of 561 amino acids. Gene Ontology annotation, cellular component: cytoplasmic vesicle; plasma membrane. Gene Ontology annotation, biological process: endocytosis; protein transport; cleavage furrow formation.
AAGUUCUGGUUUUGUUGUGGCUGUCCCAUGUUUUGCCUGGAGGUGGCGGUGUUGUGUUGAUUUCUUCACUUACUGAAGCCCAUUAAAGGAGCUGAUGAAAAAAGGGGCGAACUUGCUUUCUUCAAUUGUCCGAACCCAUAACGUCAUGGAAAGAGAUACUUUGUUGCAGCGCGCACAGCACUAAAGCGUAAGAAAUAAUAGUGAUGUUUGUUGAUCGGUUGUAGCUGUUUUGUUUCUGUGGUUCGAUAGACCAAAGAUGCGCAGGAACCUGUUUACAAGAACAACGCAGCAAGUUUAAGUCCGGCCGGGAUGUGGAAUGUGGAGCAGCCAGGCUCAAAAUGCCCAGGAAUAUCAUUACUCUUCAGUGUUUGUCCUCACGCCGGAUCACUUAGUGUUGGAAAUAUUUUCAUCAGGGAUCUUGUCUGUGCUCCACAAUGAGAAACAAGUAUCCCAGAAGUCAUCAACGCCAGGAUUUUAAGGAUUAAAUCCAGCAUCGCUGCUUUUAGAGGAACUACUUGGUGAACGCAGUUUUGGUUUCGAACCUGUUGAGUUUGUGAUGUGAAGUGAUGUAGAAAUCCUUUGUUGUUGUGUAGCUACUGUUUAAUAUAUGCGUUGUAGACUAAACGUCUUUUGGCUUUUCAGAAACGAAGACAAUAGAGACAUAGCCUCAAUAGACUAACGAUGCUAAUGCUCACAGCAGGCACGUUUUAGACUGGGUAAUAAGUAAUAAGGUGAUAUAUAAUUGUGUACUUUGUUGGGUUUGCUCAUAAUACGACCAUUAAAAUUACAUAAAGGUCAUCCUGAACACUUUUGUACACCCGAUACAAUAGUGACCAUGUAAUGUGAGAUGAGUUUUAAUAUUACAGUAAGCUUGUGCUAGUUGUUUCCAAAACAGCAUGCAUGAAACCAGCAGCAACUGUAUAAUCUAGGCACUAUGUGCAUGUAGAAGUUUCUGCUUAAAGGACGUAGUAUUAAAAUAACAAAAUGUCAGUGAAAGCCAAAGCCAUCUAUACAUUUCUUAGUGAAAACAAAGAGGAGAUUAGCAUCCAGGAGAAUGAGGAGCUAGUUAUUUUCGAUGAGAAUUCCGUGGACGGUUGGUUCCAGGGGGAGAACAGCAGAGGGGAGAGGGGUCUCUUCCCAGCCUCAUAUGUGGAAAUAAUUCGCACUCGCUCAAACUCCAAUGUGACUGACUGCUCCAUCAGCCCAGCAGGCUCUUUAGGAAAGGACUCUUCGUACUUUUCUUCAAUUCCAAUCACCCCACCUAACCUGCAGCAGCCAUACUAUGAUGAUGAAGAUGAUGACUGGGAUGAUUGGGACGACAGGUCCACUGUUGUUGAGGAUGCUGACUAUAGCAGGAGCCCAGGGGCCAAUGGACAUGACUAUCAGAGCCCAGUGUCCAACAACCCCAAUGUGCACUACAGGACCAAACCCCACAUGGAGCGACAGGACAGCAUCUCUAGUUCAAGGAAAGGCAGUAUGGUGGGUAGGAACUUAAAUCGUUUUUCCAGCUUUGUCCGUUCAGGCGUUGAAGCAUUUGUACUGGGUGAUGUGCCCAUGAUGGCGAAGAUAGCCGAGUCAUACACCAUUGAGAUGGGCACUGUGGGGCCUCAGUGGAAAGUAAGCCCACAGCCUUUUACCUGCUCUAUUGAAGAUCCCACCAAACAGACAAAAUUCAAGGGCAUCAAGACCUACAUUUCAUACAGGGUCACGCCAAGUCACAUAGGGCGUCCUGUCUACAGGCGUUACAAACACUUUGACUGGCUGUACAACCGCUUGCUGCAUAAGUUUACUGUGAUCUCUGUGCCCCACCUACCUGAGAAACAGGCCACAGGGCGAUUCGAGGAAGAUUUCAUUGAGAAGCGUAAGAGAAGAUUGAUAUUAUGGAUGAACCACAUGACCAGUCACCCAGUCCUCUCACAAUAUGAAGGUUUUGAGCAUUUCCUAAUGUGUACUGACGACAAGCAGUGGAAACUUGGAAAGAGACGGGCAGAAAAGGACGAGAUGGUGGGUGCCCAUUUCAUGCUGACACUGCAAAUUCCUAACGAGCACCAGGACCUACAGGACGUAGAGGAGCGGGUCGAUACCUUUAAGGCCUUUGCCAAGAAAAUGGACGAUAGUGUGAUGCAGCUCACGCACGUAGCCUCGGAGCUGGUUCGUAAACAUCUGGGUGGGUUCAGGAAAGAGUUCCAGCGACUAGGAAAUGCCUUCCAGUCUAUCAGCCAGGCAUUUAUGCUUGACCCUCCCCACAGUUCAGAGGGCCUCAACAGCGCCAUCUCGCACACAGGUCGAACAUAUGAGAACAUAGGAGAGAUGUUUGCAGAGCAACCUAAGUAUGACCUCUUCCAGAUGCUGGACAAGCUGUCGCUCUACCAAGGCCUACUGGCCAACUUCCCUGAUAUAAUUCAUCUGCAGAAAGGUGCCUUUGCCAAGGUGAAAGAGAGUCAGCGGAUGUGUGACGAGGGGAAGAUGGACCAGGACGAGGCAGACGGCAUUAGGAAACGCUGUCGGACGGUGGGGUUUGCCCUCCAAGCAGAGAUGAGCCACUUUCAUCAGCGGCGAGAGGUGGACUUCAAAGAUAUGAUGCAGGCCUACCUCAGGGAGCAGAUAGCCUUCUACCAACGUGUUGUUCAGCAACUGGAGCGCACCCUGCGCAUGUACGAGUGCCUCUGAAGACACAGGACGCUCAAAACUACAAUCUCUGAAAAUGUCUCAGCUCUUUUACAGGAGCAUCUACUGCAGACAGAGAUGGCCUUGAUGGAAAUGACUUGCAGAUGAGUUGCUUUGUUGUUGAUGUAGAAGAAAAAACAGUCUAGGUGGCUGUUCACAUGUAGCAACUUCUGUGAUGGUUUAAAAGAUUCUCUCUUGAUUCUCAGGCCAACUUUUCAAAGAUGUAGGUCGUGUUUUCACUCUGAACUUUGAAUUAUCUGCUCAAUAUCCAAGUGCCUGCUCUAAAACAAAACAAAACAAACAAACAAACAAACAAACCAUCUCUAAAUC